CUAUCUCUCCAAAAUUCGCCCCGAUCGCCAUCCCGCUAAUUAAAUUCGCUGGUGCGCUUAAUACUUCCUUCGUUCGAGCCUAUCAUGAUAUAAGAAUUGUCGGUACAUGCACGAGAAUUCUCUUGCAGAAUAUUGCAUAGGGGAACCGUGAAUAAAAAACGACUGAGAAACACGAAAUGCACUCACUAUUGGUGGAAUCGGCGACUUGGUUCCCGUUUGUGGUGUUGAUUCUAAUCCUCAGAUAUAUUUCGAGAUGGCUACAACUUGGGUCGGUAAAGAAUUACCAACUACAAGAUUAUGUUAUGCUCGUUGUGUUUCUCUUCUACACUACUCUCAUGGUAUCUAUAAACAUUGUAUUCAAUUUAGAUACAAAUCUCAUCUCACCAGCUGAUAUUCCACAACUCACUCCUGAAUCAAUUGCAUCUCGUGUGAAAGGCAGCAAACUCGUGCUCGUAGUGGAACAGUCAAUGAUCAUGACUAUUUGGGGUGGCAAAGCUUGUUUGUUGUUAAUGUAUAUGCAGAUGAUGCAGGGUAUUAAACCCCACAAUUUUGUUGUAAAACUAGUCGCCACAUACGUGGGUACAAGCUUGGUGGUCAUGGAGAUUCUUUAUUUUGGGGUAUGGUGCAGACCAUUCUCAAACUAUUGGGCAGUCCCUACUCCGAAUGAACAGUGCUCAACAGCUCUUCAUCACUUGAUAGUAAACGCAACAUUCAACAUCAGUUCCGAUCUCAUGAUGUUGUUUCUACCAAUGCCGAUGGUCAUCAAGGCACAGCUCCCUACCCUGAAGAAAGCGCUUCUCAUCAGCGUCUUCUCCCUUGGCACAUUUGCCAUCAUAUCUGCUGCAGCUAAUAAAUAUUAUUCCUUCGUGCAUCCUUUUGGUGUGAUGUGGACCUACUGGUAUAUAAGAGAAGCAUCAACUGUGAUGUUCGUGACCAAUAUACCGAUGUGUUGGCCAUUGGCAAGAAAACUAUUUGGUUGGAGAUCAUGGUCUGGAACUAGUGAAGGCACCAAGUCAAAGAGCAGAGCGGCUCCUAAGAGAUACUUCACCAACGCGACCAGUUCAAGAUUCGGGAAUAAAAGAGACAACUCGAUGUAUAGAAGUGAAAGUAGAGAUGUAAUAAUACACGGAAGUACACAAGAUGGUUCAGCAAUAGGGCUGGAAAUAUGGGAAAGUAGGGAAGUGAGUGUAAAAACUGAGCAAAAGAACCCCAGAGAAGAACGUAUCAAGAAUACGACAGCCGUCACUGUCAUUGGGUCGAGAGGCAAUUCGAGCGAACAAGAACAAGGAAGGAGUAAUUCGAGAACAGAGAGUCGACAAGAUAUAGGCCAUGCAUUAUAA
Molecule: messenger RNA, 1340 nt
Organism: Botrytis sinoallii
Lineage: Eukaryota; Fungi; Ascomycota; Leotiomycetes; Helotiales; Sclerotiniaceae
Exons: 9
Coding region: 177-1340 (387 amino acids)
Source: RefSeq, a predicted model, not a curated record